Molecule: messenger RNA, 1518 nt
Organism: Haliotis rubra (blacklip abalone)
Lineage: Eukaryota; Metazoa; Mollusca; Gastropoda; Lepetellida; Haliotidae
Product: ribonuclease H2 subunit B-like
Exons: 11
Coding region: 87-1049 (320 amino acids)
Biological process (GO): ribonucleotide metabolic process; RNA catabolic process
Cellular component (GO): nucleoplasm; ribonuclease H2 complex
Source: RefSeq, a predicted model, not a curated record
UUUUGAAUCGCUUCCGAUUUUUAACCCGUGAGAUUUUCCCGCCAUCCUGCGAAGAAGAGAUUGUUGAUGGUUGAAACAACGUAAACAUGCCGCCAAGCAGACGAUCCUCGAAACAGCCGAGCAUAGACAAAUCAUCAUCAACUCAAUCGAAGAAGCUUAACGAUGCACAAUCACAAUGGGUUAUGAUGGUUGAAGAUUGUGUGUUGGAGGAUGAUGGCAGUGAAGAAAGUAGGCCGUUUAUGUGCAAACUGAGACAUCCCAAAUCUGAUUCUGGCUGUUUGUUCCUGUUUGCCAAUGGAGGUCGAGAUGUAUAUGAAGCCAUACAAUAUAAAGAGGAAUUCAGAUCUUGGUUUAUUGGAGAUACAAUUCAGCAUGACGGAGGAAUGCUGAUGUUGACGACAGUGGAUCCGCUGUUCUUGGUGAUGCCAUACCUGGUGAAGGAGGGACAGUCAGGAAAGUUUAUGACGUUAGAUCAGAUUGUGAUUGAUGAGGAUUACCCAGAAUGCAACAGACUGCAUGAAUGCUCAGGAUUAAGUGAACUGCAUCAGAUCACAGAGGUCAAAGGGGAUGAUGACUUCAGAGCCUACAGGUUUGACAAGGACAAAACUUUGUCAUGGUUGAAGCUCAAGACGGAGAUUGUGGCUGAUGUUCUCCAGCAGAAGGAUGUAAGUGUCAGCUCCUCAGGCGCCCACAGCUCUAUGUUCAUCCGCAGCAAGAAGGAGGAAGCCGUCGAUAAAGAACAGUACAUCAAGUAUGCAUGCGGCAUGGUGUCCGACUAUCUCCCACCACAGAUAGCUGAUGAUCUCAGAGACUACCUGGGGGUUGCAGACAUUCCCGAGCCAGUCAAGAGCCCAUCAGAGGAACCACCAGCCAAGAGGGUUAAGUUAGAAGACAUUGCCCCAAGUGAAGACUACAGCAAAACCAAUGGCCUCCAAAAACAAAACUCCAAAGAGACGAAGCUAACCGUGGCCCAGAAGAAGCUCAGCAAGGUCGACAAGACUGGAAUGAAGAGCAUCUCAAGCUUUUUCUCACCAAAGGUCAAGACCUGACCUUGACCUUCAACCUGACAUUGACUUUCCCAAAAACAUGUAGAGGUGCUACAGUACAAAAGGAUACUAUACGUAUCAAGACUGACAGGCAAUGAUACAAUAUGUAUCACAAUGUACCAGAAGAGUGGCAACAAAUUGUAUCUUCCCUGUUCAUUCUUCAUGUCCAUUACAACAUGUAUCAGGGAAUCUGCCAUGUUUAGUUUUUGUGUAACAAGCCAGGCUGAAGUGAAAACUGGGCAGGAAAGCUACAGAGGGAUUGUUUUUUGUUAAGCAAGUGAAAAGCAAGUUUGUAUCAUGUUUUGCAAUACAGGUCCAUAUGUAUCCUGCAUCCUGCCGAAGGCGUAUCGUUCCAACGUUAAAAACCCAUGAAGAUCAACCCAUGAAGAUCCGGGUUAGAAUUGGUCUUCAGCAACCCAUGCUUGUCCUAAAUGGCGACUGAUGGGAUCGGGUGGUCAGGUUUGCUGACAUG